Brassica oleracea var. oleracea is the source of this 2574-nucleotide messenger RNA. Its product is annotated as protein BRANCHLESS TRICHOME-like. The transcript has 5 exons. The record is from RefSeq and is a predicted model, not a curated record. Lineage: Eukaryota; Viridiplantae; Streptophyta; Magnoliopsida; Brassicales; Brassicaceae. Bases 1655 to 2458 code for a protein of 267 amino acids.
UUGUAAGUUUUGAGUUGAAUCUUCUCUCUGUCUCACCCUUUUGCGUGUGUGUAUUAUGUGUGUGGCCACUAAUAUAGUAAAAGCAGAGUGCGUUGGUAGGGAAGAGCAGAAACAGAGAGAGGGAAAGAUCUUAUCCAUGGCGGCUAUUGCUAGUCUCCAAGCAAUUCAUCUCAACUUCGGGAGACGUGGCAGUAUCCGAUGUGGGAUCUCGGAGCCGAGCGGAGAGCCAGCUCCUAUAGGGCAGAAGACUAGAUACAACGAUGGCUUAGCUGAGAGGGUGUUCAUGGGACUGUUCGCGAGGAAGAUUGACGGAGCGGAAGUACCGUCUAGUAACCGAUAACGCGAAGGAAAGCCAAAUCAUAGGGGAAUAAGGAUGUACGCUACAUCAAAGAUGGAAAAGUUUGGUGGCUCAAAGAAGAAGAAUGAGAUGAAGGAGAAAGGGUUUUGGGACUACGACUACGAGAGCUUCGUUGAGGUUUCAAAGAGGGUGAUGCAAGGAAGAUCUAGGACGCAGCAGCAAGAGGUUGUGAGGGAGGUUCUUCUCUCCAUGCUUCCUCCUGGCGCUCCUGAACAGUUUAGAAAACUGUUUCCACCUACGAAAUGGGCAGCAGAGUUUAAUGCAGCUCUUACAGUGCCUUUCUUUCACUGGUUGGUUGGUCCUUCUCAGGUCAUAGAAGUGGAAGUGAAUGGGGUGAAACAGAGAAGUGGCGUUCGUAUAAAGAAAUGCAGGUAUCUGGAGAACAGUGGGUGUGUAGGAAUGUGUGUGAAUAUGUGCAAGAUCCCAACACAAGAUUUCUUCACCAAUGAGUUUGGCCUCCCACUCACCAUGAACCCGAAUUUUGAUGAUAUGAGUUGCGAGAUGAUAUACGGCCAAGCGCCUCCUGCCUUUGAGGAUGAUCCAGCCACCAAACAACCUUGUCUAGCAUAUAUAUGUUCUAUGUCCAAUCCAAGCUCGCCAGUCUGCCCUAAACUACAAGCAUGAACGGCAUUUGACCAGCCAGAUGUGUUUUUUUCCAAGAGAUAUACAUUACAUACUUUUUUAUAAACAUAUACAGAUAAAAGUCAACAAUGUAAAGAGUCUUGAUACUAGUUAGUAUUCUUUGUUACUAUUCUAGUUGAGUUGUGAAAGUUUAUGAUACACAUACACUUGAGCGUAUACCUCUCUCUCCACUUUUCCGUGAAGCGUAUUUCUGAUUUAAUUCCUAUAGCUAGGGUGUACAAAACUGAACAGGUGAAACAUUAAUAUUUGAAUGGGCCACACCUAAGAGUACAAACAGAAUGAAAAGAGUGUGAUUGGGAGGUGAUUCAUUGAAAGCACAUGGAAGUUGGUUGGCCCAACAAACAAUCACAGACAUUGAACUGUUAUUGUUAGUUACCUAAAGAGUAAGACAGCCUUUGUUUCUGCCCAAUUUUCUUACUCUCUAAAGAUAGCAGCUAACUUUGAGGUCAAGAGAGAGAGAGAGAGAAAGACUCGAGAAAGAAUGAUUAGAGCUGAUAAACAUGUGAUGAGUCUUUCAGCUUUACAACACACUUCCAUCUUCUAAAGUGAUAAUAGAUUAACCCAACUUUCUAUUUCCUUUUUUCCUUUAUACUGAAUACAUUGUUUAAAAAUAAAAGACAUCUCACCACCUCCUUUUACAGCUAAAGCUUAGAUAUGAAGAUGGAGAGGAGUCAUGAAACGAUGAUGACCAGAAUCCCUACUUCAGAUCCUCACAAUACCACCACUUCAGAUAUAAUGGACUCCGUAUGGAAACUUUAUGACAACCCUUACUACUGUUGCUCACAGUCUCAAGAGCAUCAACACCAACGCAAGUCUUUUAUUUGGGAUCUGAAUUUCAUAAGAGUCUUCAUGGAAUCUGAACUAGAGAAAGCUAGAGCCGAGAUCAAGGGGAUGAAGGCAGAGCUGGACUACGAGAGAAAAGCUCGAAGACGGGCAGAGCUGAUGAACAUGAGGCUGGCCAAAGAUGUGGAGGAUGAGAGAAAGGGUAGAGAAGCUGAGGAGAUGCAAUACAAGCGGCUCUUAAAGGAGAGAUCAUCUGAGAAAGCAGAGAUGGUUAGGAUGAGACAAGAAGUUGAGGAAGAGAGACAGAUGCAUAGGUUGGCAGAUGUUCUGAGGGAAGAGAGAGUUCAGAUGAAGCUGUCGGAUGCAAGGCUUUUCUUGGAGGAGAAGCUAUCUGAGUUAGAGGAGUCUAAUAAAGAAAGAGACAAGGAGAGGAACAUGAUCAUGAAAACAAAGAUACUGGAUAGAGCGAGUAGUACACCUGCGAGUGGGAGGUGUGAGAAUCCGCACAUAAAGAGAGGGAUCAAAGGGUUUGUGGAGUUCCCGAGAGUUAUGAGAGCAAUAAGAUCAAAAAGUGAGAAAUGGGGUUCGAAGAUCGAGUGUCAAAAGGUUCAGCUCAAGACUCUUCUCAGACAAAAGACCACUCCAAGAUGUGCUUCUAUUCACUCAUCUGCUUGAUACUGUAAAAGCCUAUAUUCCCUCUCAUUUGUAUCUGAAUAAUCAACAUCUAAGCUGGAAGCUGUACUGUCAAGGACACUCUUUGUUUGUACUAAUAUUCAGUGGAUUUUGCAACA